Trichoderma asperellum CBS 433.97 is the source of this 1680-nucleotide messenger RNA. RefSeq lists its product as uncharacterized. The record is from RefSeq and is a predicted model, not a curated record. Gene Ontology annotation, molecular function: DNA-binding transcription factor activity, RNA polymerase II-specific; protein binding; zinc ion binding. Gene Ontology annotation, biological process: regulation of DNA-templated transcription; regulation of apoptotic process. NCBI's taxonomy places the organism in Eukaryota, Fungi, Ascomycota, Sordariomycetes, Hypocreales, Hypocreaceae.
AUGGAAAAGUUGCCCAAGCUCUCCAAAGUCCCUAAAGCGAAGACUGGAAAUCGGAAAGUAAAGACCGGAUGUCAGACCUGCAAAAAGCGUCGUGUGAAAUGCGACGAGGAGAAGCCAGCAUGUCAGAGGUGUAUCUCUACUGGCCGUGUAUGUGAUGGGUAUGGGAUAUGGGGAGGAGGAAAUGCUUAUGGAAGCUCCAAUAAGGCUCCAUCAUUAUCUAAAUUGUCUCUAACCCAUUACAAGAAGAUGCCGGUCCCACUGAACAUUGUAUCCAUGUCACAGAUGCAUAGAAUCGCGGGCCGACCCGCGAGCAUCGGCUUUGAGUACUUCCGCAGAUAUACAUCUACUAAACUCCCCGGUCUGUUCGAAUCUGGAUUUUGGGAUUCUCUGGUGCUUCAAGCAAGUGACCAGGAACCAGCUGUUCUGCAUGCCGUGACGGCACUGGGAGCAGCGCACAAGAACGACGAACACAUCUCGCUGAUUGAGUAUAACAAGGCAAUCCAGCAUCUGCGACAGAGCCUAAACAGCUCCGACAGGGAUGCCCUCCGAGUGUCCCUCAUCACUUGUUUACUAUUUGUGUGUAUUGAGUUGUUGAGGGGAGGCUUCAAGGCCGGGUAUGCGCAUCUCAGCAAUGGUCUGCGCAUUCUUCAUGAGAUUCAGAGGCGCGACGGAAUCACAACCAAUAAUGAGAUUAUCCUACGAUCGCGCGCACAAUCUGUGGAAGAUACGCUUGUUGAGGUUUUCUCGCGGCUUAAUUUACAAACUGCGCUAUUUGGUCACGUUUCUGCAUAUCUUCUAUUUGUAGGGGACACUGGUCAGGCACCGCGAACAUACGACAUACCGCCAGCAUUCUCAUCCAUUAGAGAAGCAAAGAAACAUAUAGAUUCUCUCAUCAAUGGAUCGCAUUCGCUAGCACAACAGGCUACGCAGCUGCUUCUUGAGCGGCAGCCCUUCCCGGAGACACUGUACCAGAACCAAAAUAAGCUGGAGACGGCAUUGACGAAGUUCCUUAUCACUUUGAAGUCAAGCCGCGAAGAGCUAAGUAGAAGUCCAAUUGGCGCAACUUGGCGCAAUAUAAUCGGCGUACCAAUGUUAUUCCUACAUCACACGAUGGCAAAAAUCAUGGCGGCUACUGCUUUACGCGGGGUCGACGAAAUGAUAUUCGACAGUCAUCUACAGGAUUUUGAACUACUAGUCAAACAGUCGUCUACUCUGUGCGAUAGGAUGCUCCACGAAGUAGCAGAAUAUAUUCGCAAAAAAGCUGUUAUGAUGCCAGGCAACAACACAUUUACCAUUGAUAUGGGCUUCAUACCUCCUCUCUACUAUACACUUGCCAAGUGCCGUCAGCCAAGUCUUCGGAGAAUGGUUCUCGAGCUCCUCAAACGAGUUCCACAUCGUGAAGGCGCUUGGGAUGGACCCACGGUGAUUCGUAUGGGCAAGGCUCUCAUCAGACUCGAGGAAGGCAGAAUCUACGACGGAAUUGAAAUCAUACCGAGCUGCAGCAUACCAGAUCCAUCAAUAGCGGAUGAUUUGCCUGUUAUACCAAUAUCUCAACGAUUCACCAGCGUCAAUGUAGCGCUACCUGACUAUGCGAAUGGCAAGGCCACGUUGUUUUGCAGGCGGUACAAGGGAUGUGGUCUCUGGGAGAGCAAAGUUGCGCAAUUUGACGUGACCAUUUAG